AUGCAGCAUAAAAUGGAAGCAUCGCAAAAACUUGAUUUUACUUGGGUGAGGAAGACAUGGAGUUUUCCAGCUUCUCAAGUGGGACCGAACGUGCUGUCAAGACUUGGCAAACGCUCCUCAGAGAUGGCAAAACUUCUUGAACAAUUAUAUACGGUGGCACAAAUUGAGGGUCUGGAUAAAAAAGGGAGUAAUCUGACUGCUACACAAAAGGAAGCAUCGCAAAAACUAGGAUUUUACUUGGGUGAGGAAGACAUGGAGUUUUCCAGCUUCUCAAGCGGGACCGAACGUGCUGUCAAGACUUGGCAAGCCUCCUUAGACGCCCCUCAAGAUGGCAUAGUGACUGCAGAACUUCUUGAACAAUUAUAUACGGUGGCACAAAUUGAGGGUUUGGAUAACAAAGGGAGUACUCUGACUGCUACACAAAAGGUAUAG
This is a messenger RNA of Prunus armeniaca (apricot), 432 nucleotides long. The record is from the annotation of a GenBank genome assembly. Lineage: Eukaryota; Viridiplantae; Streptophyta; Magnoliopsida; Rosales; Rosaceae.